AUGAGCUCUUUCACUGUGGAGGGAGGAGGGAGAGGGAUAUACAACAAAGAUCAGAGGCUUCACCACGUUCAAAAGGACAAAUCCGUCAUUUCAUCAGCAAGAGCCGUAGACAAUCACCAUAACAUUCCAAGACAAAACUUUGACAAUUGGGGUGGUGGAAAUGGAGGAGAAGGUGGUGGAGACAACGGAACCGGUUAG
Arabis nemorensis is the source of this 198-nucleotide messenger RNA. NCBI's taxonomy places the organism in Eukaryota, Viridiplantae, Streptophyta, Magnoliopsida, Brassicales, Brassicaceae. The record is from the annotation of a GenBank genome assembly.